AGCAGCACCUGGCACUGCGAGAGCGAGCGUGCAGUGAGUAGAUAGACUAGACCAACGACGACGGCAGGCAUGGCGAUGGCGAUGGCGAUGGCGAUGAGGAAGGAGGCAGCGGUGGCCGUGAUGAUGGUGAUGGUGGUGACGCUGGCGGCGGGUGCGGACGCGGGAGCGGCGUGCGAGCCGGCGCAGCUGGCGGUGUGCGCGUCGGCGAUCCUGGGCGGGACGAAGCCGAGCGGCGAGUGCUGCGGGAACCUGCGGGCACAGCAGGGGUGCUUGUGCCAGUACGUCAAGGACCCCAACUACGGGCACUACGUGAGCAGCCCACACGCGCGCGACACCCUCAACUUGUGCGGCAUACCCGUACCGCACUGCUAGCCGCCUAGCCGAUCGAGGGCUCCAGGCACGCAUGCAUGUUCCUGUUAUGUGGAUGUUGGAAUAAAAUGCUGGUGAUCUAUGGCGGCUAGCUUGCUUCCUGGCUAGCAGCUGCUGUAAUGAAA
Hordeum vulgare subsp. vulgare (domesticated barley) is the source of this 494-nucleotide messenger RNA. RefSeq names its product probable non-specific lipid-transfer protein. The record is from RefSeq and is a predicted model, not a curated record. Bases 70 to 372 code for a protein of 100 amino acids. The transcript has a single exon. Lineage: Eukaryota; Viridiplantae; Streptophyta; Magnoliopsida; Poales; Poaceae. Gene Ontology annotation, biological process: lipid transport.